This is a messenger RNA of Limulus polyphemus (Atlantic horseshoe crab), 3557 nucleotides long. Its product is annotated as techylectin-5A-like. The record is from RefSeq and is a predicted model, not a curated record. The transcript has 6 exons. The coding region runs from base 123 to 1025 and encodes 300 amino acids. Lineage: Eukaryota; Metazoa; Arthropoda; Merostomata; Xiphosura; Limulidae.
GAAUCUGAUCAUAUGUAGUGUAAAUAAAAUUCCCUGUUGACCACUGUUAAAUAUAAAUGUUGAACUACAGUGAAAUAACAUCAGUAUUGUAGCAGUUCUUCCUCUACUAUUUAAUAAAGACAAUGAUACAUCAAAUUUACCAAAUGAUGAUCAGUAUCAAACCUGUGAUGAUUCUUCUUCUGGUUCAUCAGACCUGUCAGCUAGAGACGAACUUCGAGCGAUGUAAACUGACAUCAGUAUCAACUGUACUGGAUUCAAUCAAUCUACUUGUUACACAAGCUAAACAGAAAAUACACAGCGAUGAACUGGAAUGUGUUCCAACCUCUCCUGGACCAAUAGACUGUGCAGAUGUUUUCCUUAAUGGACACCGUAGUAGUGGAGUGUACCGUAUCUGGCCCAAGUCAUGGAUGUUUACAGGAAGUAUUGAUAUUUACUGUGAUAUGGACACUGAUGGAGGAGGCUGGACAGUGAUCCAGAGACGAGGGGAUUAUGGAAACCCCACAGAUUACUUCUAUAAAUCGUGGCAAGAAUACAAAAUGGGGUUUGGAGACAUAGAGAAAGAUUUCUGGUUGGGAAAUUACUGGAUUUUUACUUUAACGAACCAAGGAAAAUAUUCAAUCAGGUUCGAUCUGAGAGACAAAGAAAAUGAAACACGGUUCGCCCUCUAUCGGGAGUUUAGGAUAGAUAGUGAAGACCUGUACUAUCGUUUACAUAUUAAAGGUUACACAGGAGAUGCAGGGGACAGUAUGGUGUAUCACAACGGGUUAAAUUUCUCCACCAAGGAUAGUGACCACGACACGUAUUCUGGUAGUUGUGUAAAGUCAUAUAAAGGAGGAUGGUGGUAUGGAGAAUGUCAUUCUUCUAACUUAAAUGGACUUUAUCUGAAUGGACAACACGAGAGCUACGCUAAUGGUGUGAACUGGAAAACAUGGAAAGGUUAUCAUUACUCUCUCCCGGAAGUGUCAAUGAAAAUACGACCCCUUAACUUGGAGAUUCCGACAAAUCACAGUAACAUUCCAAUGUAAAAUACAAUUUUGUUAUUUUUUCAAACCAUCUAUUUCUAUUUGAUGGAUAAAAUUAACUUUAAUUUGUUGGAAGUUUCUGAUUAUGGACAAAUUGUGAACAAAAGUUGGUAAAUCGUGAUGAGAAAACGAAUAAAUUUUAGUUAAAUUUACUUAUAUUAAGGAAUAGUUAUUGUUGGAGAACAUAGAAGGUUUAAUGUUUAGAUUCUAUUUGUAUUCAAUUACGAAAAAAAUGUUUUAUUUUAAAUUAUUUUAAAAUCAAACAUUGUUUUAUCAUUUAUUUCUUUUUUAUUAACUUUGAAAAUACCUACACAUGAAAUAUAUGAUAGUAUUUGAUAAUUUUCUAUUUACUUGACUCAUUGUUCCAUAUUUUGUAUUUUUACUAGUUGCGAGUUUAAUAUUCUCAUAAUGAUAAAUCUAAGUUCAGAAUGAACAAAGCUAGAGAAACACACUUUAUGUUAAUAACUUUAUACUCAACUUGAUCGUGUUUUCAUGAUUUAUUGUGUUUUUGAUCUACAUUAAGAACAAUGACCUGAGAAACACCUCGUUUCUUAUAAAUCAUUUUAUUUUAUGUGGCAUGUUAAGGCACAUCUACAAUAUUCGAUUACAAAUAUGUUAGUAAUUCGCUGUUGGAUCAGAAUAGCAAACACUUAAAUACAAGUUAAGUCUGAACAUGAAUCAAUGUCACAUUUUCUGGAUAACUUGGUUCAUAAUCACCUGAACAAUUUUAAUGACAUUGUAUAUCAUUGAACAAAAUUUCCUAUUUAUUAAAAACUCACCCAAAACAACAUUAAAAAUACACAAUAAUCUAAAAUUGUUGAAGGCUUUACUAAAAAUCUUCAUGUUUUGGUUGGUCACAGACCUACUGUCAUCAGCAUUGUGACAAAUACCUUAACCAAUAAUUUGACAUUCAUGUUAGUAGUUAUCCUUGUACUUUAUUGUCCAAAGGACGCCGACUCAGUUGGGAUCGACAGACAAUAAGGAGGAGGAAAGAAGGGGUAGAGAUGACGAUGUCACCAAAUACGAUUACGUCAUAAUUCCACAAAGUGUCGCAAGAGGGCAUGAUGUUAUGUUGCAGUGACGUCAUAUCCGAUUACGUAAUAGUGCCACAAAGUGUCGCCAGAGGGCACGAUGUUAGGCUGCAAUGACGUCAUAAACGAUUACGUAAUAGUUCCACGAAUAUGUUUCAGAUAUCAGUUAUGAUGUUUCUCGACUCAUCAAUUUCUAAAACUGGGUGAAAUUCUGCAUAUGCUAAAACACUUGUAGUGCUGGGUAAGGCACUACCAAAACGUAUUUAAGUUUGCAAGUUUCUCUGUUUCAUCAAGUUAAAUUGAAAAUCUCCAACAGAUAGAUCAGAUGUCAGGUCAAAGGCAAAGAGUGUAUAUUCAAUCAAGUAUUCGUUAUAUUCUGUAUCAAUUCCUGGAUCUUAAAAUUGUUUUCCAGUCCCACUAAUUAAUGUUUCGAAGAUUUGUCCAUACAGUGCAGCUUCAAAAUCUGGUUUUAAAGUUUGAGCAGGAAUCUGUUUUCUGUCCACGUUAAUUUUCACGAAAUUGAUACUGAGAUGUUUAAAAUUGUACGGAUAUUUCUUCCAAGGUCCAUUAAAUGCAUUGUUGUCAACAUAUCCUAUAACAAGACGUGUAGGUACUUAACCUAAAAAAAUAUUAUCAAUAGAUGCUUGUAAGAUUCUCUAGGGAGUUGAAAACGAUUUGCACGCUAUAUAUUUUGAAGGAUAUUUAGCUGUUCCUUUUUGAAAAGGUUUAGCUUGCAAAAGAAUGACUGAUGGGCUGAUCUUAACUUUUUACCACUGACCCACGAUAUUAAAUACUGACCAUCGAGCUCGUCUAUAAAUUCACCAAGAUAAUCCCUAGAAGUGGAUCGUUAUAUCCAUCUGAAAUAUAAACAAUGAUAUCUGUAUCAUUAUACAAUACAGAAGAACCUAACUUCUCUAGUGUAUGAUAUAAUUUGAGAUGAGCAGAUGCUAUUGUCAUAUUCGCCAGGAAGAUGUUGAUUUGAUCUUUCUGUGGCUGAUACUGAUGCUUAUGUUUACAAUGAAGAGAAAUUACUUCAUUGUUAAUCAGUGUAACAAAGUCGUAACAGAGAAACUAUUAUAUUAAAUUACGGUGUUUAAUGUAAAGGUAAUGCUGGAAGUUAAAAGUUUUUCAUCAGUAAACAAGAAAAUGUGCAAUCACAACAUUCUAUUUAUCAAGAUUUGAUGGUCCUAAAAGGACUCUAGAUUAUAAUUAAAUGAUUCAACAAAAAUCAUCUUCUUCACAUGAUGAAAACACAUUAUCUUCCAUAUAUUCAUCCUCAUAAAUUAUGUUUUAUGAACAUUUAUUGUACAAACUUUACUUACUAUAUGCUUUCACAGACAUUGUUUAACAUAAUCACCACACAAUGAUGAUAAUCUUAACCUACAAAAUACAAGGAGUUUUAUACACAUAUUUAGAUGUAAUGUAAGAUUAAUAUAGUACUGUAACUAUCAUACGUAACUGAUAUGAUGAUAACUUGGCUAUAUAGUAAAGUUGUUGUUGUUGA